UUUGUCUCACUUCACUUGGCUCAAAGAAAAAGAAAGUUGAAUAAGGAAGCUAGUUAAGCAAAGCAAAGCAUCAUGGUAUGCUUCUGUUUCUUGGUGGACCAAACGCGGAAAGUACGGAGGAGCAAACCGGCGGCGGGAAUAUGCAGCCGGUGCGGCGGUGGAGCUAGCGUGGCCGACAUGAAAACCGCCACCAGGUUUUGCUGUGUUCCCUUUUACUGCAAGUCUUGGAGAGCCAUUAUCUGCACUUUUUGCGGUGCUGUUCUUCGCUCCUACCAUUAGUCCCUCCACCCACCAUCAUCGUCAUCCAAUCGUGAAAUGCAAUUUGACUUCUUUCUGUUCUUUACAACAUACAUUGAGAUGGAUUUGAAUAGAAGUUCACCAUGAACUUCACCAACUAUGAGUAGUUAGUAGUCUAAUUUAUCUUCUGCUUUUUUUGUGUUUGCUAAUUAUUCUUUUUCUUCAUUAUAUGUUGUAGUCAAUCACUUCCAUGUUAAUUUGAGAAUCAUG
Molecule: messenger RNA, 507 nt
Organism: Arachis duranensis
Lineage: Eukaryota; Viridiplantae; Streptophyta; Magnoliopsida; Fabales; Fabaceae
Exons: 1
Coding region: 73-279 (68 amino acids)
Source: RefSeq, a predicted model, not a curated record